This is a messenger RNA of Carcharodon carcharias (great white shark), 330 nucleotides long. It is a transcript of the gene sst1.1, whose product is annotated as somatostatin 1, tandem duplicate 1. Gene Ontology annotation, cellular component: extracellular region. NCBI's taxonomy places the organism in Eukaryota, Metazoa, Chordata, Chondrichthyes, Lamniformes, Lamnidae. The record is from RefSeq and is a predicted model, not a curated record. The transcript is spliced from 2 exons. Bases 1 to 330 code for a protein of 109 amino acids. Gene Ontology annotation, molecular function: hormone activity. Gene Ontology annotation, biological process: regulation of cell migration.
AUGUGGUGCAGCCGUGUCCAGUGCACCCUCGUCCUCUUGUCCAUCGCCCUGGCAGUGCUGAGUGCCGGCUCGGCCCCCACAGACAACAGGUUUCGCGAAAUCCUCCAGAAAUCCAUGGCAGCCACAGGGAUCCGGGGCAAAGGGGAGUUGACCCUCGUCCAGCUGCUGUCGGAGCUGGGAAACGCUGAGAACGAAGCGCUGGAAGCAGAAAUGUCGCCAAUGGGCGAGCGGAGAGCAGCGCGGGAUGGUUACGGAAGUUCUUUGAAGGCCAACAGAGACCGGAAAGCCGGCUGCAAGAACUUCUUCUGGAAAACCUUCACAGCCUGUUAA